CUCGGCGCUCGCUGGUGGUCAGGCGGCGCUGCAGCCAGAGUACAGAUAGCUCGCCAGAUCUUGUUCAAGCGCACAACUCACGUCUUACCUCUUGCGAGAAGGCUGAGUAAUCUCACUGCAACCGCGUCUUGUCUUGCUCCUCUCGCUCUCCGCUUUGACAGGCGUGACAAGCUCUCCAAGGCAGCGUAUCCAAAGAGACGUCACGAGCUCGAAGAUGGUGCAGUUCGAAGGCCGUUUCCAGCACGAACGCUCGGAGAACUUCGAUGAAUUUCUCAAAGCCAUCGGAGUGCCUCUCAUCCCCCGCAAGAUGGUGGCGGCAUCGAAUCCCGUGGUGGAAGUGCGGCGCGACGGAGACACGUGGACCAUCCGCAUGAACACCCUCGUGCGCACCGUCGAGUACGUCUUCGAGCCCGGCCAGACCGUUGAGACCGAGACCAUGGGCGGCAUGGCACAGAAUGUCUUCACAAUUGAGGAUGACAGGAUUAUGCAAACUCAGAAGUCAGACACUUACACAACAGAAGUGAUCCGACAGUUCACAGAGGACAGUUUGAUCAUGACAAUUACUCAUGUGGAAUCAGGUACAAUCUGCCAUCGUUACUUCAGGAGACUUUAGAACAUUUCCCUUCAGCUUCACAUUUGCCCGGAAGGAAAGUGGCAUCCUUAUUUUUAAUGAGAGAAUCUCAGCCAUGGUCCCGUAGCAUUUUUUACAAGUCUGUUAGUAUAGAACAUUUAUUAUGCACAUACCCCAAUGUACAUGGAUAAAGUAAACAAGGAUGGGAAGGAGAGGUGGUGGAGGAAGUGGAGAGGGAGGGCAGGAAGGAGGAAGAGGGAGAAGAAAGGGAAGAGGAAGAAGAGAAGCAGAAGGGAAGGGGGAAAGGAGGUAGGAAGAGGAGAGGGUGGCAGAGGAAGAGAAGAAAAAAGAGCAAUAGGAGAGGGAGAGAGAUAGAGGUCUUGUUUAUACUGUUCAUGGGUUACAUAACACACCAUGUCUUUCUUAGAUGCAACGACUCAAGUACUGUGAACAUUAUGCAUAUAAAAAAUGACAAGUAAGGAAAUAUUUCACUUAUGCUAAUCUACAUGGACUAUCACACUUGUUGCCCUUUAUAACAAUAACAUAGUCUGUAUUUUUCAAUUCUUUACACUUUACUUGAAUAAUGACGAAACACAACAAUUUAAUAUCACUGUAAUCUGAGGAACUAAACUUUAAUGUGAGAUGAAAAGGAAAAUAGCUAUAAUAAGAAAUUAAAUUAGAUCGUAACGUUUCAUACUCGUUAGGAUUUCAUUUACUUUCUUAUUGUGGCUGCUUUCCCUUCCAUUUUUGUGUACCCUUUACUGUGUAUGUGUUUUAAUGUAGGAGGUUUUAGUGAUAUUUGAUGCUAAGACAAUUUUGCAAGUACUGUUUGCAUACAUGCAUAAAUAUAAAUAAACAUUGUUUGUUGCUCUGUUUCUCCCACAUUUAAGAGUUGCAUUUCAUUACUGAUUAAUAAAAAUCCUAUAUGAAGUU
This is a messenger RNA of Penaeus chinensis, 1504 nucleotides long. RefSeq names its product cellular retinoic acid-binding protein 1-like. The coding region runs from base 215 to 613 and encodes 132 amino acids. Gene Ontology annotation, molecular function: fatty acid binding. NCBI's taxonomy places the organism in Eukaryota, Metazoa, Arthropoda, Malacostraca, Decapoda, Penaeidae. The transcript is spliced from 5 exons. Gene Ontology annotation, cellular component: cytosol; nucleus. Gene Ontology annotation, biological process: fatty acid transport. The record is from RefSeq and is a predicted model, not a curated record.